UUACAUACAAUAGCAUUACAGACUUAUCUUUGGACAUCUGUUGAAAUUGCGAAGUGGGAACCCACAGGGAGAACGAUCAACGAACCAGGGAAGCAAAUCGAGGGUUUUGGAUGGUUUCGGCAACAUGGGUAUCGCCGAAUCACUCACGUAGAUUUGGUGUCCGUCGAUGGAAGUUGUGACUAAACACUUGAACCAGCUUAAAAAUUGCGUUUCUGAAUGUACCCAUAUCGAGAAAUGGCGAUGACGAAGGGAGCCAUGGGGCAGGUGGUGAUGGUGGCGAUGCUGUCGAUGUGUUUGGUGCCUGUCUCGUUUCUUGUCAACCGCAUCGUUCCGGAGGUUUACAUGGACGAAAUGUUUCAUAUACCACAAGCACAGGAGUAUUGUAAAGGCGACUUUCACAAAUGGGAUCCCAUGAUCACUACCUUCCCUGGCUUGUAUCUUUUGUCUCUUGUCUACGUAGGGAUGGUUCUACCUGCAGCCAAAUUCCUCCAUGUCACCCCUUCGCUGUUAGAACUUUGUAACCCAGCUGUUUUGAGAUCCGUCAAUCUGGCGCUUUUACUCUUGUGCUCUUUAUUAUUUUUCAAUAUUAUACGGCAUUUGGAGCCAAAGAGGAGUGAGAGGAAGGCUCUUGCAAAGGCGUUUUUGCUGUCACUUUACCCUCUACAUUGGUUCUUUGCGUUCUUGUAUUACACAGAUGUGGGAUCAACGACUGCAGUUAUGGCUAUGUACCUGGCGGGACUAAAACGGGCUUAUUGGAUCAGUUCGCUGUUAGCUGCGAUUGCCGUCAUGUUUCGGCAGACGAAUGUUGUGUGGGUCAUUUUCGUUGUUUGUGCUGGAAUUUUGGACAUGCUUAGCUCUCCGAUGAACUCGAGCACCGAUGUUCGGAAGGAGUUGACGGACAUUCCAUCCAUUGAUAGAACCCUUCGGAUUCUCGCUACGGAUUUAGAGGAUUUGAAAGGAGUCCGUAGAAGGCGAGCAGCUCAAAACUCAUCAUUGAGUUUUAUCAGCCCAGAUACUGAAGUGAAACAGAAAGGUCCUCGCAAGUUUGAAUCUCGAGCAGGUCUUGUUUGGGAGGUGCACGCGCUUGUAAAACUGGCGUGGGCCGAAAGGACAAUGAUUCUUCAAAACUUUAGUCCACUAAUCGCGGUGAUUUUGGCCUUCUUUGCAUUUGUGCUUCAUAACGGAGGCAUUGUUGUUGGGGCAAAGGAUGCACACAAAGUUUCACCUCAUUUCGCUCAGAUUUGCUACUUCGGGCUAGUAACAGCAGCUGCCUUGGCCCCUGUUCAUUUCUGGCCUCAUCGUAUUUAUGAUGCUGCUCGUCAACUUCAUAAGCGACACGUUUGGGUGUUCGCAUUGGGAGGCUGUACUUUGGCUUUUCUGUUUGUUCAUUACUUCAGUUUUGCGCAUCCAUAUCUGCUAGCAGACAAUCGACAUUAUACUUUCUAUUUGUGGAAGAAGGUGAUUUGUGCGCACUGGAGCGCUAAAUACUGCUUGAUACCAUUGUAUGUCUACUCAUGGUGGUCCAUAUACAACUGUCUACAGAACUACAAGAGCAAGCUUUGGAUCUUGGUGCUGUUUGUGGGCAUCGUAGGAGUGCUUGUACCAACUCCACUUAUUGAAUUCCGUUACUACACAAUCCCUAUGUAUCUCAUCGCCCUGCAUUGUAGAAUGGAACAGGAUCACGAAGACCUUGAGAGUCUGCUAGUAGCCUUGAUUUAUACGGCGGUCAAUGUGUCUACCAUGUACCUGUUCUUGUAUCGUCCAUUUCAAUGGGCACAUGAACCGGGUGUGCAACGAUUCAUGUGGUGACAACUGAGGUUCAAACUUAUUAUGAUACAAUACAAGAUUCACAGCUUCCAUGCAAGAGGAGUAAUGAAGAUGUCUGAUGAUUAAAGCUCAUCCAACGCACCCAUUCUGUUGCUUCUCCGUAAUGUAGAACCAAAACACUUACACAUGGAAUGCUGUUCAGGAAUGGAAUACGGAAAUUCGGUGGAUGUCUCCAAGAGAAUGUCUACAUAUGUAAGAUGUAGCUUGAUUCUUUGAAAUAUGACGUUGUAGCACUGUAUUCCUCUUGCAAGCAAUGAAAGUUUCAACCUUCACAUCA
This is a messenger RNA of Physcomitrium patens, 2104 nucleotides long. The record is from RefSeq and is a predicted model, not a curated record. Lineage: Eukaryota; Viridiplantae; Streptophyta; Bryopsida; Funariales; Funariaceae.